CAACACUGUCAGUGAGAUUGUUUGUUCGGCUUUGGGUGUCAGCCGCUUUGUAGUUUUGCGUGAUAAUUAUAGAAAUAAUCAGUGCUAUCGUUGUAUAAGUGAAUAGAAAAUGGUUUAAUAAUCGUGCGAUGACUUUACUGUCGCGUUAUUGCGCGUAAUAUACGUAAAAUUGAGGUGCUUCCGCCAUGACAAUGGGUAGCACUGUCGGGAAGUAUCCCGCGGCACUUGUUCUAUAUUUUCUGUGUAUGGGACUAUGGUAUCCAAUUUUAGCUCAAGAUGAAGUGAAGAUUGAUUUAACCCCAUGGAAGGGGAGUCUGCGCAAUACAUCCGAAGUGACCUGCACUGUUGCCCCGGAGACUGCUGAAAUUUCAUGGCUGUUCCAGGCUCAACCCUUAGUACCCAACAAUAGAACAAAUGUUACCACCAUCAAGAAAGAUUUAACAGGUGAACGGUAUAUCAUAUCCACGUUGACAAUAAAUAAUACGCAUUCAGAAGAUGGUGGCAACUACACUUGUGUCGCUAAAGUCGGGAGUGCUGAAGACUCCAAGGUGGCCAACUUAGACCUGAGCUUCCCUGCUCGACUGGUCAACCAGACAAGCAGUCCCAUCAGGGAGAACGUCACAAAUCAUGCUAACAUUACCUUGGAGUGCGUUUUUGAAGCCUACAAUCCUGGCGAAGUGAAAUGGUGGACGAGAUCGAAAGAUACCGACAAAUUACUCUCGGAUACAAACAACACAAGAAGGAUAGGAGACGACUUGAUAAAGAGUACUUACGUACUCCACAUUUACGGCAUUGAGGACAAUGGGACCUACACGUGUGAGUUAUACGAUGUCGUCUCCUCGAACAUCACACAAGGACAGAUAGACGUCCUUCUCACAGCGAAACCUCAAAUUAUAAUAGAAAAUGUCAUUCCUAUCAACACUACACAUGUGUACAUUAAUUGGACUGUCCAUGCGUUCAACUCUCCCAUCAAAGAAUACCAACUGAUGUACCUAAAUCAGAAGAACAAACCAGCAGGCUUCCGACACUACACAGUCCCGCCGAAGAUCGAUGCACAAAACACAUCUUUUCUGUUAGGUGGUUUAGAGAAAGGGACAAAUUACACGUUCAAAAUGCAGGUGGUAACUGAGUACGGCGAGAGCAAUAAGGAGAGUCCCGAGAGUAUCUACCAUAAUGUAACCAUGUUGUCUGAAGACCCAGUUUUCGUACCGAAUAUAUCUAUCAACGGGUUUUCCGCUACAUCAGUGACGAUUGGAUGGACCCCACCGCCGCCUAGUAUUGCUGAUUUAAUACAUUACUACAUACUUGAAGCUCAGAAGAAGGAUAAUGCCUCGGAUAGGCGAGAAGCCUGUCAUGAACGUAACGGGAAGAAUCUACCAUAUAUGUUCGGCAAUUUGGAGCCACACAGUACUUAUGUGUUUAAGGCAAAAGCCUGUUCAUAUUACUCAAGUUCGUGCGGCAACUGGUCUGAGAAGAUGGAGGCUGCUACUCUUGACGGAGUGCCUGGAGUUCCAAGUAAUGUGGUGGCCAAGUGCAGUGUGGACUUCCUCAACCUCACUUGGAGUGCUCCUUUGAAGCCCAAUGCUGAAAUCAAAGGAUAUACUAUGGAAAUAACUGGCAACAUGACGUAUAAGGACCGUUUCGGAGUCGAGAAAGUAGCUACGUGGGGCCCACUGUCCAAAUUCAUGACUAAUGUCACAAAUAACACUGGCGUGAACGACCUGCCUCCGAACACUCGGUUCAUGAUCCGGCUGAGCGCGGUGACGCGCACGCGCCGGCGCGGCGAGGAGAACGUCACGUUCUGCCAGACACAGCUCGCGCCGCCCGACUCGCCGCCGCGACCACGGUGGCGGAAGGUCCUAGAAAAUGGCACGUAUAUGUUCAAAAUGUAUUUGCCAAGAAUGUCGGAGCGAAAUGGACCCAUCUGUUGUUAUAGAGUUUACAUGGUCCGCCUACCUCCAGGGAAUAUAGAUUGGAAGAUUCCCUCCCCACGUGAUAUUGAUGUACUCGAAUACAAGGAUUCACAAACUAAAUUAGGGGCUUAUGUCGCUGAUGUUUUCUCAAACGACAAAUUCACAAGAGACAACAUAGAAUUAGUUUUGGGCGAUGAUAAAGUGGUCUUUGAUAAGCAAUCGGAUCCUACACUGAACCAGGAUAGAUGUCGUCGCUGUCUCAAGAGGCCAAAGAGGGUCCAUCAUGAGCCAACCCCAGUGUCUAUCACCACCACCACUUUGGAUGAUUUUGAGGACCCGAUCGAAGGCACCGAUGAUCCGAUUGAAAUUGAGGAUUCUGACAGGAUAUCGAGACGGUCUCCUGAUAAUAUCGAUUUCAGCAACAAUCCCAUGAUGAUGAACAAACAGGAAGAUGACUCCGAAAUCCGCGUGAGGGACGGCCCUCUCGACCCUACCGCCAACUACACGCUCUUUGUGGAACUAAUAUCGAGUUCAGACCCGGACGAGGCACUAUUCAGCGAAUACACAUCGCCACUGAUGCCGGCUGCCAGCCCGGUACCCGUCCCGUCCACCGCGCUCGAGAUCGCUUUACAGAUAACGUGCGCAGUGGCAGCCGUGAUCCUGCUCCUGAUGAUAGUAUUCUGCAUCAUGCAGACGCGACGCACCCGCAAGAUGCCCCCGCACGUACAAAUUGACAAUCCCUUCUCUUACGCACUCAGAUACUGGGACAGUAUCCGCGGCCGCCAGCCCCUAGUGUCGACCGUCCCCCCUGACAUACCCCCCAUACCAAAGGAUGAGCUGGCCGCUGCGUAUGCGCAGCGACAGGUUGACUCCGACUACGGAUUCCAGAAGGAGUUUGAAAUGCUUCCCGAAUGCUUCCCGGACCGCACCACGCACGCUUCCGAAGCCCGAGAGAACCAGCCUAAGAAUCGGUACCCAGACAUUAAGGCCUAUGACCAGACUAGGGUCAAACUGUCCCAGAUUGACGGUAUCACUGGAUCCGAUUAUAUCAACGCUAACUAUGUUAUGGGAUACCAGGAACGCAAACAGUUCAUCUGCGCCCAAGGCCCAACGGACACGACAGUGAAUGACUUCUGGCGCAUGAUAUGGGAACAUGGCUUGGAGCUGAUCGUGAUGCUGACCAACCUCGAGGAGUACUCCAAGGUCAAGUGCUCGAAAUACUGGCCGGAGGAGCGAUCCUCCAGGGCUUUUGGAGGGAUCACCGUGCAUCAUAUUGGUGAAAAGAGAUAUUCAGACUACAUCGUGCGAGAACUGAAGAUCACCAAGCAGCCAGUCACGGCUGAUGGACAGCCGAUCGUUGAGAACAAUGGCAUCGCUAAGAGGAAUGGAGACAUAAAAGAAGCGUCCGAGUCGAGUGCCCCGACGUCUCCCCGCGAGGUGAAGGAGAGCGGCGAGUGCCGCAUCGUGCGCCAGUACCACUUCCUCAUGUGGAAGGACUUCGCGGCGCCAGAGCAUCCACAUUCCAUACUCAAGUUUAUUAAGAGAGUAAACGAAGCGUGGACGAGUAUGGUGGGCCGUCCAGUGGUAGUCCACUGCAGCGCAGGCGUGGGCCGCACUGGUACACUGGUGGCGCUGGACUGUCUACUGGAACAACUGAGGGCCACUGGACAAGUCUCCGUCUUCAAUACCGUCGCCGAACUCAGGAGGCAGAGGAACUUCCUGGUGCAAUCGUUGAAACAAUACGUGUUCGUGUACCGUGCGCUAGUGGAGUACGCGCACUACGGCGACACAGAGAUCCCCGCGUCCCGGCUGAAGCCCGCCGUCGACAGGCUGCGGAAUACUCCGGACCAUGCUGAUAAAUGUCUCAUGGAGGUCGAGUUUGAGAAAAUGCUGAACAGUCCAGUAGCAGAGCCAUUGAAGUCGAUGGGCGCCGGCGCAGGCGAGGAGCUGCGCGCGCGCAACCGGAGCCCCGACUGUCUGCCAUACGACAGGAACCGGGUCAUACUCACGCCCAUACCCGGCAGGGACUUCUCUACUUAUAUCAACGCUUCCUUUAUUGAAGCGUACGACAACUCGGAAGGGUUCAUAAUAACGCAGGAUCCUCUACCGAACACGAUCAUGGACUUCUGGCGGAUGGUCUCCGAACAUAAUGUCACCACCAUUGUGAUGCUCAGUGAGCUGGGCGAGGGUAAGUGUCCGCGGUACUGGGACGACGGCACGGUGCAGUACGAGCACAUCUCCGUGCAGUACGAGGAGAGCGAGUCCUGCCCCUACUACACCAGGAGGCAGUUCAGGGUCACUAAUGAUAAGAGCGGCGAGGUGGUGGUGGUGCGGCAGCUGCAGUACCAGGGCUGGCCCACGGCGCGCGGCCACGUGCCCGAGGUGACGCGCGGCCUGGCAGACCUCGCCGACGCCGCCGCGCCCGCGCGCCCGCCCACCAUGCUCGUGCACUGCCAGUUCGGCACGGAGCGGUCCCCCCUGUUCGUGGCUUUAUGCACGUUGAUCCGCGCGCUGCGCGUGGAGCGCCGCGUCGACGUCAGCGCCACCGCGCGGGCAGUGCGCACGCAGCGCGCACGGACCAUCGACACCUUCUUACAAUACGAAUUCCUGUACCGUGCCAUACUCAACUACGCGGAGCUACACAAUCUACUAGAGGACAGUUAAGCAACCCCUACCCCCUACCCCCUAAAUCUAGUACCGUUCUAAGUUGACCCUUAGGACUCCGCCUUUUAAAGGUCCUGUGAAUAAUUAAAAACCGACCUUUUUACCCCGGCACUGCCUAGUUUAUAGAGCUCUUUUAUAUAUGUAUAAAAAAAAAAAACUAGCUUUUUAAAGUCUAUCCGCCGGUUUAAUGGUUACUUAACCCAGUCCUUAGCAAUUGUUUUUCGAUAUAAAAUCGUUAUUAAGGAAUAGUUUAAGUUAUCAUUGAAUGUCUCUGAGUACGGCAGUAAGAUGACAAGUUCAUUUGAAACAUUUAUGAAGAGGAUAUUUGAUUUUCAGUAUUGAUGAUAAUACUAAAAGAGGCUACUGAAAUUUCUACUUUUAGUUUAGGCAUUCCGUGUUCUUGUAUAUAAAAGAGCUCUAAUUGUAGAUAUUAUCAUUGAAUGUACGCCGAUACGUUGUCAGACGCUUUGCGUAUUCAAAGUGUCUUUGUAUUUUAUAAACGGCAUGGACUUUAAGGCCUAUAACCAUAUGUUCAAUAUGGUACAAUCUCCCCCGCGCCACCCAGCGGACUAUCGAACAAUACAUACAAUUUUAAGACUAAUUUUUAAGUAUACAUUUUGUAUAUUUGGUGUUUUACUUCUUUUUGUUUAAUUUACAGAAAUGUCUAACGACGAUUGAUCAAUCAUUCAUUUGUAUAAGAAGGAUUGAUCAAUCACAUGUAUUAUGAAAUUUAUGAUUGAUCAACCGUCGUUAUAACUUGUGGAAGGUUAUUGACAUGUCUAAUAUUAAGUUUUUAUUGGACAUAGUUUGACUUUAACCCUACACUGCUCACCGUAGGUGCUUUUUAUAAAUUUUGGACAAGUUUAUCUUGUAAACGAAUUUAUAUAUUAUUUUAUUAUCGAAGUUUCGUUAGCAUGGUUAUUAUUAUAUGAAAAUAAAACGAAAUGUCGAAUUUAAAUGGAAGAGAGAGGGAGCUAAAUUAACGCACAAUUUUGGAGUAGAUUCGUAUAAGGGUUUUGAAGUUUUAAACAUCUUGACGCUGUACCAUGAAUGAGUGAUGGUAUUUAUUUUCAUAUAAUAACUUCUAUGCUAAUGAAACUAAGGUUCAAAUUGAAUAAACGUUACUAUGAACAUGCUUCGGUUAUACAUUGUCUUGCUUUUAUAAAACUUAAAUUAUCAUCGUUUUUGCUCUUGUUUUGUUUCAUCACCUUCAUAUAAGUACCCGAUAAAUUUAUAUGAUUGAUAGUUCAUAUAAAUCACGUUUUCAAUUAAAAUUUAAUUAUUCUGGGACAUAACAGCUAUCCAAACAUUGUGAAACAGGUCCUUAAAAUAUUAACUUAUUAAAAAUUAUAUUAAAUCACUGCGAAAAUUGCCGAAAUCUUAUAUCGGGGGCCAAAGUAUUUAUUUACUAAACGGUCGGUUUAAUUACGUAAGUAUUAUAUAAAGAUAUAAAUAUAAACAGAAAGCUGUUUCAUUACUUAUUUAUUUUACAAUCAUACGAAGGUGGAUUUAAUGCCAAUUUGGCAUUCUCUAACAGUCAACCUUAGGAUGAUGUACAGAAACCACAUAUAUUAUAAGCAAGAUUAAUCUAAUCGACGCAUACGCAUAGUAACGUUAAUUCAAUUAAAUCAUUUUAUCUUCUGUUCAUCAAAAAAUACACAUUUUUCUACGUUAUUGCUCUACAAAUGUAAUAUUAUGUAUGUACAAAUGAUCAUCACUACCAUUUUUUGUAUCUCAGUAUAAUUUCGAAACAUACUUAGUAGAUAGGUUUACUAUAAAAGCUUCAGCUUCGUCUAAUUUACGCUGAAAAGUUACGGUUAUUUUUUUCAUGACAUUAAAAAACGAAUCGAAACUUGCAAUCGUAAUAAAAAUAAUAAGUUUUCUGAAUUAUUUCGUCUUGAUAUUUUAAGAUAGCAAUUGGAAGUACAUUUGGUACAAUAAGUAUAAUUGUGACAAGUGAAUUUAAACUGUAUUUCUAAGGGCAUUAAGUCCAAAACCAAGAUUAUAAGGCGUAACUGUUCAAGUCAUGUGAAUUUGGUCUUUAUGCUAUUAGUAUUUGGAGUUUAAAUUCCCUUGUGUACAAUAAAAAAAGAAUGGUUCAGAAAUCUUAUAUUUGCUACAACUCUACACACGCCCCUAGUGAUAGAUCUGUCGUUAUAACAAUAUUACCGUAUUAUUUUAUAUAAUUAUUAUUAAUAAUUGUAAUUUUAUUAUUAUUAUUUUUGGUAUAAAUCGUACCAAAUUGAAAUCGUGUCCAAAGAGGUGUAUAAGAAAUAAAAAAAAAAUGUCAAGGCAUAAAUGUGAAGUGGAAACUACGUAUUUAUUUGUUUAAAUUAAAAAUAGGAGGCCAUAUUUAAAUGCAUUUUUAACGGUUUUAAGUUACUUUUGAUAGAAAACAAAAUGGUUUUGUAAAAACCUUCCAAUGACAUUGCGAGGCCAAAAUGAUGGUACCCCAAAUUAGCACAAAUUUUUAAAUACGAGUGAGGUGUAACUGUGUGACGUGUUGUAUCGUGUGUGUGAAAUAUUCAUGUGUAUGUGUUACAGCAGACAAUGUGCUUAUUUUCUGUAGAACUUGUGUUGUUUUUAGGUGGUAUAACAGUUCCAACUCAGUAAGACCUGGAAGUAAUACAGAGGGCUUAGUAUUUGUUUUCGAGAGAUCGAAACGAGACCGCGUUCGGUGCUCUGACUGGUUAGUUCAUUUGAACCAACCAAUAAGAGCGCCGAACGCGGUCUCGUUUCAAAAUCGUACUAAGGACACAGUUUAUAAAUCCGUAAUUUUUUUCCCAUUCGAAACGAAAAUCUAUCUACAUUAUUGAUAUUUGACUCCAUACUUAAAAAAAUAUCUAGUAAAUCUCACCCAAGUCCCCUUAUAGACUAGUUAUUCCAUGUAAAACUAACACAAAUAAGUCACAACACCUCAUAAGUAAUCAUUUUCGAUGUUUUUACCAUAUUUCUAUUUCAUUUUAAUCGAUAUUAUGUCAUUGGUUGACGAAACUUUGCUGGUAUUAUUGUAUAGGACUCAUUUUAGCACAACUCUAGCUAGUUAAAUUAUUAGUUAUUCACCCUAAACCUUGAGUAUGGAUUGGUGUAAUGAUAACCUUUUCAUUUAUAAAACUCAUCGCUUAGUACAAUUUGAUAAAAAAAACAGUGGGUAUAUCAGAAGUACAUCUGUGCUAAUAAUACCACCCGUUUGUACUAAUAAUAGUGGAUAAAUAACCCCAAAACGUAUCAUAAUUUUACAUAUAUUUAAAAACAAAAUGUCAAUAAAGUUUCGCUACCAACGGCUUAAUAUUGAAGCAGUAUGAUUAGGUGAAAGUGCUUCGUUCCGCACCGUAUGACUGUCGACAUAUUUGUAACUUAGUCUAAGUGGUAUAUCUAGAUUUUGUAUGAGCUAAACAAAAUAUACAAUGUUGAUGUUGAAUGUGAAAUAUUUGUGAACACAGCUUCUAUGUUCAUUUCGAUUUUACCAUUCUUUUUAAAUUUUUUGUUAAUGGUAACACUAAAUUACCAAAUUUUGGUAGGUUUUUGUGCCCUUCAUAGGGUAACACCAGCUUCGCCUGAUAUUGUACAAAAUUUUCGAAUUUUCUUUCUUCGUUUGUCUAUUGUGGUAGUUUUUUUUAUACGUAUUUAUUUUUUAAAAGUUACUUUUAGUAGUUUAGUGUAGUUUUUGUUACGAUUAUUUUACAAUAUAAUUUAUAUUGAAAUCGACAAUCAAUCGUUAUACCUAUAUGCAUGCUUUAUUAUAAGUGUGAGAUGAGCUCAGACCAUACUUAUUUAAUUCUUUUACCUAUUCAAGGCAUUAAACCUUUACCUAUAUUUUCUUCUGGAAAAUAUAAACCAUUUAGCUUGCUUAUUUAGUAAACAUUCAGAGACACUUUGCAGAGUUUUUUUAAUUUUUCUACCAAAUAUUCACAAUAAUUACUCAUGAAAAUCUUUUAUUUUAUAUAAUAUUUUCCUUUUUGUAUAUUAUUUUUGGUAAAACGCAAUGAACAUACAAGCAGCAUGUGUCGUCCACUGAUAUCAAUAGAAAGAGAAAGAUGAUGGAUGUUACCGAUCAUUCGGAUGACUGAGUGACCGAUUCAGGAGUGGUUCCACGUGUGUACAGCUUUCCAUUAACUUUUCAGGGCCUAUUAAUGUUAGCUGUGUAAAAUAAAUUAACAUUGUACGUUGUAUCGUAGUUGUAUACACCUCUGCUUACCUCCUUUAGUGAUAGAAAAGUGGGACGUUAUAUAUUUCAAUACAAUAGAGUUUUAAUUGUUCAUUAGACAGCGUUAACCAUUAUUAUUUUUCAGGGUUUAUUAACUGAAUCAAGACAUAAUAUUAUGUCAAGUCUAAUACGACCCUGUUGAUUUAAUAAUUCAGUAUUAUGAUUAAAUACAUAAUAACAUGGUAGGUCUACAUUAUUCUACAGCUUUAAUAAAUCAUUUCAUCGUUCGCAUUCCAUACCAUUAGACGUAGAAUCUCAAAACCCCAUAAUUCAUUAAUACAUAUCUCAUUAAAUAAAACACAUAUGGAACCAUUUCUGAUUAUAAGUACCGUGUAUAAGGGACUUGCAUCGUAUUCCAAAACAUUCUAAUGUUUAAGUUUCUAACUAUUAUUCGUAAACGUUUAAAAAGGCUAUGAUACCGAAAUUAUUGUUUUAAACUAACGGGUGAAGGGAUUUUAGUUAUAUAGGGGGGACUGGUAAUUAGUGAACGAUAUUUAAACACGUAAUUGUACUCAUGAUUACAAACAGAUUUCCCAUAGGAACUUUUAUUGUAUACUCAUUCGUUUUAUUUUUAUCAUAAUAACAAAACAACUAAAUUUCGAGCGCGCGUGCUUUCGCAUGUUCAGCUGUUAGCGACGUGCCCGCUCUAUCGAAAAUCUAGUAACUAGGUACUCGCAUUUUGAAACUUAACUUUGAAAAUUAUCUUAUUGUGAUAAAAAUAAAACUAAUGAGUAUACAAAAACAGUUACUUUGGGAAAGUUGUUUGUAAUCAUGAGUACAAUCACAUGUUUAAAUAUCGUUCACUAAUUACCAGUCACCCUAUAUUCUUACGUAACUAAUGACUGAUUCAUUUAAUUUUGUAUUUAUAAGUAUUAUAAACAGUUUUUUCGUUAACAGUAUUUUUUCAGUAAUGUCAUUGCAAAUUAAACUUUCUGACAUAUAUGAAAGGGUUGGAAAUCAUACGUAAACUCACCGCGAAGUGAUCUCUUUUAAUAUUGUGUUCAAUUUUUAAUUUUAAUCAUCAGUUUUUUAAGGAUUACGUGCAAGUCCUAAGGAGCGACUGAAGACGGCGUGUUUUUUUAUUAGCUUUUUUAUAUAAAUGAACAGUAGGAAUGUUACUACAAUUUUUUUAUAAACAAAACGUAGAUAGUAAGGUAGGCUAGUAAUAUUUGGAUGUACUGAGAUUGGGGUAAGCGAGGACCUUUUUAAAUAUAACUUCUGUGUGUAAAUUGUUUGUUUAGAAAUACAUUAUGUAUUAGCCAAUGUGCACUUUAGUAGUAGUGUUGAUAUGAACAUGUUUUUUACUAAAGCAGUCUCAAAAACUGUUUGAAGCUCAAUAAAAUAGCGAUAGUGUUUGGUAUUGCUGUCUUUUUCACUCUAAUCACAUUAAAAAGAGAUGGAAAUAUGUGACUAAAACUUAGUUGCUAUUUGUAUAUCUUCUAAAAUUGGUUGGAAAGAGAUAGCAGUAACAAGCAAUUGAGAUAGCAAGAAUAUAAUCUAUAUAUCUAUCUUGCUCAAUAUGAAAAGGUUCUAUCACAGAUUUUAGCAUAGUAUGACGAUCAAACACCCCCUUUUUAGCUUACAUCGUGUGCUUUAUUUAGUAAAAAUGGUAACCAAACUUACACCAAUCUUGGUAGGUACAAAACUCCUUAUUGGAGGUCGAAAUUUAUAUUAAUAAACGUUAAAUACAAGCUCAGACCGCUUUUACAUAGUAUAUAUGUACGCUUUUUAUAUUAAAUGGGGCUUAACUAUGUAAAAAGAGGCAUUAGAUCAUAUACAACUCUGAUAUUAUGUACUUUACGGGGAAAAAUAACGAUUAUGUUAUCAACUAAUGCCUCUUUAUACAAAAUAUUUAUUAUGUUAAAUGUAAUUGUGUAUACCGGAUAAAAAUCUACAAAAUUAUAGCUAUUUAGGUAACUAUAUGAGAUGACGAGAAAUUAUUUUCCUAUUUAAAAACGCACUGCACUAUACAUAUUACAAAAUGAAAGAAUCAAAAUUAUUUUUCAAAAUAAAUGUUGGGAUCUCAAGAUUGUAAUCGGUCUUGGUAUUUUGUAAAUAUAUAAUUAGUAAGUUUCCGUCAAGAUGUUUGGUAAUGUUUUACUUUUUAUUUUAUCGUAGCGAAGCAUUGGCGGUUGUAUAACUGAUUUAUUAUUAAUUUGUUUUUAUUUUUGUAAAUAGAUAAGCAAGUCAUGUAAUACAAUAUUUUUGAAAAUAUACCAAUAUUUAGAA
Spodoptera frugiperda (fall armyworm) is the source of this 11013-nucleotide messenger RNA. RefSeq names its product tyrosine-protein phosphatase 69D (gene Ptp69D). NCBI's taxonomy places the organism in Eukaryota, Metazoa, Arthropoda, Insecta, Lepidoptera, Noctuidae. Gene Ontology annotation, molecular function: protein binding; protein tyrosine phosphatase activity. The record is from RefSeq and is a predicted model, not a curated record. Gene Ontology annotation, biological process: protein dephosphorylation.